Molecule: messenger RNA, 943 nt
Organism: Marasmius oreades (fairy-ring Marasmius)
Lineage: Eukaryota; Fungi; Basidiomycota; Agaricomycetes; Agaricales; Marasmiaceae
Exons: 7
Coding region: 35-703 (222 amino acids)
Biological process (GO): vesicle-mediated transport
Cellular component (GO): membrane
Source: RefSeq, a predicted model, not a curated record
CUUUCUCCACCCACCGUCUACGGUCCCUUACCGAAUGUCUUUGAUACAUGCUCUAGUUUCUCGUGGCUCUACGAUCCUCGCUGAACAUAAAGCCGGCAGCCGUGAUUUUACUCAAGCUACUCAGAUUAUUCUGUCCAAGAUACCUCCCAAUAACAGCAAGCUCACAUAUGUCUGGGAACAGUAUCUAUUCCAUUAUGUCUCCGACGGAGGCUUCAUAUACCUUGUGAUGGCGGAGGACUCUGCUGGAAGGAAGAUGCCCUUCGCCUUUCUUGCUGAACUUCAGCGGAAGUUCUUAGAAGCACCAUCCUCUUCAGCAGCAGAUCCUGAACUUCCUGCAUACGGCUUACAGGGAACAUUCGCUCCUACGAUUGCAAAUUUGAUGCACACUUACAACACCACUCCUCCUGCCGAUGAAGUACAGAAAGCUCAGAGGCAACUCAACCAAGUGAAGGAUAUCAUGGUUCAGAAUGUGGAACAAAUCUUAAGCCGUGGUGAGAGGAUCGAGCUAUUGGUGGACAAGACAGACGUCAUGGCAGGGCAAGCUACUGCAUUUCGAAGAGGUGCGCGAGGCGUCAGACGUCAGAUGUGGUGGCGGAAUCAGAAGAUACUGGGGUUGAGUGUUCUUGUCGGAUUGGUCUUACUCUGGAUCAUUGUCGCCCAGUUCUGCGGCGCGGGCCUUAACCAGUGCGGAUCGAAAUCGUGAAUUUACCAUCAUACUCGAAGUCUGGCGUUGGACGCCGACACCAGACCCUUCUCAUUAAUCUAUCGAAUAUUCCCAGAUAUUUUACUUUUUAUCGCUAUCUUCCUUAUCAUUCGGUGCCAAGUUUACUUUGCAAAAGUGUUCGUCAUGAUCCGGCCUAUGUACCACCUCACAUUGGGCAACCAGUUGUUGAUCUUCACUCUUUGAUCUGGUGAAAGUCAAACGAGGACUUUGACGGCCAAC